AUGCUUAGCUCAUACUUUCGGAAUGGUAAAUAUAUCAAUAAAGUCACCUAUAAAAAUAUAAAUCGACCUAACAACUUGCAAAUUUCAGUUAGAUAUAUUUCCAUUUUAGCAUCAUGUAAAAUCUAUUUGCCUUUAUCUACCGAUCUUAUAUUUUUUAAUGACAAAAAAUUCUUCGGAGUAAAAAGAGUUGUUCAAAAAAGAAAAUACAUGUUAAAACUAAUACAACCACACCAAGAAAAAUUUGAUGUAGACAAAUACAAGAAAUAUUUAGAAAAAGAAUUUUUAUGUGAAAAGAUCGAUGUAAAUAAUAUAAAUAUUGACAAUGAAAAAGAAGUUGAAUUAUACGAAAAUUAUUUAUUAAAUUAUAAAUAUAAUAAAAGAGAAGUUGAAAAACAUGCUCCUCUUCCCUUAUCCUUAUUAUCUUCUUCCUUCAUAAGAAGAACUAUUUAUUCGAAUAGAGAACAUGUCCUGAAAAAUUUAAAAAACGUUAACUGGAAAAAGUAUUGUUGCAAUGUCAAAGGUGUAAGAUGGCAUGCUAGUGGAGCAUGGCGAGUCUAUUUUUGUAAAAGAAAUUAUCAACAUAAUUUUUUUGUUAAGUGUGACUGUUAUUUUAGAGUAAGCAUUUACGGUUUUGAAAAAAGCAAGGAACUAGCUGUUCUCUACAGAAAAAGGCUGGAGUAUGAAUAUAUAUUACUCAUGAAAAGGUGGAAAGAAAUUGAAAUGGAAAAUGCUAAAAAAAGAAAAAUGAUAAAAAUGUCAAAACAAGAUAAGCAAAAUUUUGAAGAUACAGAACAAAAUGAUGAUAAAGAUUACAUUAAUGAAAAUUCAAAACAGCACAAUAUAAAUUAUUAA
Molecule: messenger RNA, 852 nt
Organism: Plasmodium malariae
Lineage: Eukaryota; Apicomplexa; Aconoidasida; Haemosporida; Plasmodiidae
Product: transcription factor with AP2 domain(s), putative
Exons: 3
Coding region: 1-852 (283 amino acids)
Biological process (GO): regulation of DNA-templated transcription
Molecular function (GO): DNA-binding transcription factor activity
Source: RefSeq, a predicted model, not a curated record